CGAACUCUCGGGGGCGAACUCUCGCCGCUAGCUGCCCCGGCACACCUCGGGCGGUUGCGAACGCUCUGCCACCAAUGGCAUCCGCCCGCCACGACGGGCCCUCGACGCCCCGCGUGCUUUUGAUGGGCGCGCGGCGCGCCGGUAAGUCGUCGAUCCAGAAGGUCGUCUUCCACAAGAUGUCCCCACACGAGACGCUCUUCCUGGAGCCGACGAAUAAGCUUGUCAAGAACGACAUUGCGAACUCCUCCUUUGUGCAGUUCGAGGUUUGGGACUUUCCGGGCCACGUUGACACCACCUCGGCCGCCGUCAAGCCCGAGCUCACCUUUGGCGGCUGCAGCGCACUCGUCUGGGUCAUCGAUGCGCAGGACGACCACGCAGAGGCGCUCGCGCGGCUGCAGGCCACGAUAGGGACGGCGUACCGGAUCAACCCGAGCAUCGUCUUCGAGGUUCUCGUGCACAAGGUGGACUCCUUCUCCGAGGACCAGCGGAUCGAGUGCCAGCGCGAGCUGCAGGCGCACCUCUCCGAGGAGCUCACCGCCGCACGGCUGCAGCACGUCAAGGUCAACUUUCACCUCACCUCCAUCUACGACCACUCGGUCUUCGAGGCCUUCUCCAAGGUGGUGCAGCAGCUCAUCCCUCAGCUGCCCACCCUCGAGUCGCUGCUCGACAUCCUCGUCGCCUCGUGCCGCAUCGAGAAGGCCUUCCUCUUCGACGUCGUCUCGAAGAUCUACAUCGCAACCGACUCGUCGCUGGUCGACAUGCAGUCGUACGAGCUCUGCGCCGACAUGAUCGACGUCGUCAUCGACGUCUCCUGCAUCUACGGCCUCGGCGAGGGGGCUGACGACGGCACUGGCUCCACCGCCUCAAACUGCGUCAUCACUCUCAACAACGGCACCGCCCUCUUUCUGCGAGAGAUGAACCGCUCGCUCGCGCUGGUCUGCAUCCUCAAGGAGUCUGUGAUGCAGCAGCAGGGCUUGCUCGAGUACAACUGCGCCUCCUUCCGAAAGGCGCUCGGAGAACUCUUCCGGCUGCCCAACCAGCCCAAGUGACGCGGCGACAUCCGGACUUGGUUGGACAGCGAGACAGGUCGCGGGAGCCGGGAGGUCGUGGAGCUCGCGAGAACCGAGAACAACAACAGCCCACCCUCGGCCUCGCGACUCGCGCUGUUCUCCGUAUUCCGACACGCGACCGCACAGCGCUACGGUGGAGGUGUCCUCUUUUCUGUUAUUUGCAUGUACAAUAGAGACAAAAAA
Emiliania huxleyi CCMP1516 is the source of this 1253-nucleotide messenger RNA. It is a transcript of the gene GTR2-2, whose product is annotated as GTR2, GTR/RAG family GTPase. The transcript has 11 exons. NCBI's taxonomy places the organism in Eukaryota, Haptophyta, Isochrysidales, Noelaerhabdaceae. Gene Ontology annotation, biological process: positive regulation of TOR signaling; regulation of autophagy; cellular response to starvation. Bases 75 to 1049 code for a protein of 324 amino acids. Gene Ontology annotation, cellular component: Gtr1-Gtr2 GTPase complex; lysosome; nucleus. The record is from RefSeq and is a predicted model, not a curated record. Gene Ontology annotation, molecular function: GTP binding; GTPase activity.